AUGCACAGAGACCUUGUCCCGGAAUGCGAACAAGGCCCGGUUCCGGCUGCCGAUGACCCUGUGAGAUUCACGCAGAAGGCCACCACCGCUCACAUGGUGAAGGUGCGCUGGACUGCAGAGAAUGGCUGGGAAAAUGCGGAGAUGGUGCCUUAUGGCAAGAUUUCACUCGAACCUACAGCCAGCGUGUUACACUACGCUACCGAGACCUUUGAAGGGAUGAAAGUGUAUCGCGGUUAUGACAAUAAGCUCCGCCUAUUCCGACCUCAGCUCAACUGCGUCCGCAUGCUAAGGUCCAACGCUAGAGUUGCCCUACCAUCUUUCAGCCCCCAGGGACUUCUUGAUGUCAUCACUAGCUACGUGGCGACCGAGUGUCCUCGCUGGUUGCCAGAGCCCGGCACCAAUAUCUACCUUAGACCAGCCAUGAUUGGAAGCGGAGAGGCAUUGGGAAUCAGUGUCCCAGCAGAGGCACUCUUCUUUCUUUUCGCAGCUUUGUUUCCGCAAGCCUCCAAGGCGCCACACCCUGGUGUCAAACUACUAGCGAGUAGUUCCGACAUUAUCCGUGCUUGGCCUGGAGGCUUUGGCAAUGCCAAGGUGGGUGCUAGCUACGGGCCAGCUAUGGCGGCACAUGGCAGGGCUCGUGAGGAGGGAUGUGGCCAGACUCUGUGGCUCUUUGGGCCUGAGAAGUACGUGACAGAGGCGGGUGCAAGCAACUUCUUUGUCAUCUGGAAACGAAAGGACACACAACAGCUGGAACUGGUUACAAGCUCGCUCGAUACCGGAGUCAUUCUUCCUGGUGUUACCAGGCAGAGUGUCUUGGAAAUUGCUAGGGAGAGAUUGGCAAAGGACACUGCAUCUCAGUGGUCAGACCUCGAGCCGCUGGAGGUUGUUGAGCGGCCUUUGACUAUGGAUGAGAUCGCAGAAGCUCAUACUGAUGGCCGUCUUGUCGAAUGCUUUGUCAGUGGAACUGCAAUGUUUAUUACUCCCGUUUCAUGCAUCCGGUAUGAUGAUACAGAUGUGUCCUUCCCCAUGACGGUAACGAGUGCCGGAACAAAGACUCCUUUGUGCCAAUAUUCAGCAAAGAUCAAGUCUUGGCUGGAAGACAUCAUUUAUGGGCGCGUUGAACAUGAGUGGGGUCAUGUCAUCGAGGAGUGA
Messenger RNA from Fusarium vanettenii 77-13-4, 1152 nucleotides. RefSeq lists its product as uncharacterized. The record is from RefSeq and is a predicted model, not a curated record. The transcript has 3 exons. Gene Ontology annotation, molecular function: branched-chain-amino-acid:2-oxoglutarate transaminase activity. The coding region runs from base 1 to 1152 and encodes 383 amino acids. Gene Ontology annotation, biological process: L-valine biosynthetic process; L-leucine biosynthetic process. Gene Ontology annotation, cellular component: mitochondrion. NCBI's taxonomy places the organism in Eukaryota, Fungi, Ascomycota, Sordariomycetes, Hypocreales, Nectriaceae.